Molecule: messenger RNA, 6372 nt
Organism: Phascolarctos cinereus (koala)
Lineage: Eukaryota; Metazoa; Chordata; Mammalia; Diprotodontia; Phascolarctidae
Gene: MRC2
Product: mannose receptor C-type 2
Source: RefSeq, a predicted model, not a curated record
CUCUCCAUCGGUUACAUUCUCCUAUUCUCCUCUCUCCCACUUUCUCGAUCUCUAUCUUUUCUUUGCUCCCCCCUCCCACACUUCCCCUUCGUUUCUUCGCUGCCCCUCAAACCCUCCUCCCUGGUUCCUCCCCUCCUCCUCCAACCCCUCCCAGCCUCCCUAUCCCUCCUCUCCCUUCAAUUCUCCUCCCUUCCCUUUCAAUCCCCUCCCCUCCCUUCUCCUUCCCUUCCCUGGGAGGCAUCACUCCGUCCUGGCCCGGGGAAGGACGCAAAGCAUCUCCAACCCAGCUCCGGGGCCCUCAGUUCACGCUUCUCCAGCUCCUAGCCCUCAGUCCAUCCAUCCAUCCCUUUCUUGUCCCAGUGCCCGGAACCCCGGCGGAGUCAGCCCCCGGAAUGUGGCUCCCCUGGCUGGCUCCUGCUCCCUGGCGUCACCUGCUGCGCUGUGCCCUGUUUCUCGGGAGUGUGGUGUUCAGCCCCUCGGGCUCCUGGAUCAGCCCCGCGGGGGCAGCCACAGUCGCCCCCCCGGCUGUCCCCACCGUCGCCCCCACCGAGCCCAGUGUCUUCCUGAUCUUCACUCAGGGGCUACAAGGCUGUCUGGAGGCCCAAGAGGGACAGGUUAAGGUCACACCAGUCUGCAAUACCAGCCUACCUGCCCAGCAGUGGAAGUGGGUCUCCCGCAACCGGCUCUUCAACCUGGGCACCAUGCAGUGUCUGGGCCUGGGCACUGCCUGGCCUGGUGCCAAUGCAACCACAGCUCCAUCCCUGGGCACCUACGAGUGUGACCGAGAGGCCCUGAGCCUGCGCUGGUACUGCCAGACACUGGGGGACCAGCUGUCUCUGUAUCUGGGCGGCCAGACAGGGAACACCUCAAAGACUGUCCUCUCUGAUCGAGGAGACCAGACAAGGGGCAGCCAAUGGCGAAUCUAUGGGAGUGAUGAGGAUCUGUGCUCUGUACCCUACUACGAGAUCUACACAAUACAAGGAAACUCCCAUGGGAAGCCCUGCACCAUCCCCUUUAAAUAUGACAAUCAGUGGUUCCAUGGGUGCACCAGUACUGGCAGAGAAGAUGGGCACCUCUGGUGCGCCACCACCCAGGAUUACGGCAAGGAUGAGCGCUGGGGCUUCUGCCCCAUUAAGAGUAACGACUGUGAGACUUUUUGGGAUAAGGACCAGCUGACAAACAGCUGCUACCAGUUUAACUUCCAGUCUACGCUGUCCUGGAGGGAGGCCUGGGCCAGCUGUGAGCAGCAGGGAGCCGACCUGCUGAGCAUCACUGAGAUCCAUGAGCAAACGUACAUCAAUGGGCUGCUCACUGGCUAUAGCUCUACCCUCUGGAUUGGACUCAAUGACCUGGACACCAAUGGUGGCUGGCAGUGGUCUGACAACUCUCCCCUUAAGUAUCUCAACUGGGAAAGCGAUCAGCCAGACAACCCCAGUGAGGAGAACUGCGGGGUGAUCCGGACAGAGUCAUCUGGCGGCUGGCAGAACCGGGACUGCAGUAUUGCUCUGCCCUAUGUCUGUAAGAAAAAGCCCAAUGCUACUUUGGAGACCUCCCUACAGCCUGACUCCUGGACUGGUGUAAAGGUCGAAUGUGAGCCGAGUUGGCGGCCCUUCCAAUCCCAUUGCUACCGAUUGUUGCAAGAGAAACGGAGCUGGCAUGAGUCCAAGAAGGCAUGUCUGAGGGGGGGUGGGGACCUGCUCAGCAUCCACAGUCUGGCAGAGCUUGAGUUCAUCACCAAGCAGAUAAAACAAGAGGUGGAAGAGCUAUGGAUUGGUCUGAAUGACCUGAAGCUGCAGAUGAACUUUGAGUGGUCAGAUGGGAGUCUGGUACAGUUCACCCACUGGCACCCCUUUGAACCCAACAACUUCCGAGACAGCCUAGAGGACUGCGUCACCAUCUGGGGACCGGAGGGACGCUGGAAUGAUAGCCCCUGCAACCAGUCACUGCCAUCCAUUUGCAAGAAGGCAGGCCAGGUUAGCUUGGAGACAGCAGAGGAAGAUCAUGGAUGCCGCAAGGGUUGGACCUGGCAUAGCCCCUCUUGCUAUUGGCUGGGAGAAGAUUAUGUCACCUACAGUGAAGCCCGCCGGAUGUGUAUGGACCAAGGUGCUACCUUGGUCACCAUCACCAACAGAUUUGAACAAGCCUAUGUUAGCAGCCUUAUUUACAGCUGGGAUGGCAAAUACUUCUGGACAGCCCUUCAGGACAUCAAUGGGACAGGCUCCUUUCACUGGCUUAGUGGGGAUGAGGUUAUGUAUACCCACUGGAACCGGGACCAGCCCGGCUACAGUCGAGGGGGGUGUGUGGCCUUGGCUACCGGCAGUGCCAUGGGACUGUGGGAGGUGAAGAACUGCACCACAUUCCGGGCUCGGUAUAUCUGUCGCCAAAACUUGGGUACCCCAGUGACACCUGAGCUGCCUGGCCCUGACCCCACACCAAGCCUCACUGGCUCCUGCCCCCAGGGCUGGGCAUCUGACCUCAAGCUCCGACACUGCUAUAAGGUAUUCAGCUCAGACCGACUACAAGACAAGAAGAGUUGGCCCUUGGCCCAGAGUGCAUGCCAAGAGAUGGGAGCCCAGCUGCUUAGCCUGGCCAGCUAUGAGGAGGAGCACUUUGUAUCCAACAUGCUCAACAAAAUCUUUGGUGAGUCAGAGCCUGAGAUUCAGGAGCAGCAUUGGUUUUGGAUUGGUCUGAACCGACGAGACCCCCGAGCUGAGCGAAGCUGGCGCUGGAGUGAUGGCCUAGGGUACUCCUAUCACAAUUUUGACCGUAGUCGCCAUGACGAUGAUGACAUCCGGAGCUGUGCGGUGCUGGACCUGGCCUCCCUGCAGUGGGUGGCCAUGCAGUGUGAGACACAGCUCGACUGGAUCUGCAAGCUUCCCAAAGGAGUUGAUGUAAAGGAGCCUGAUGUCAGCCCACAAGGCCGGAAAGAGUGGAUUCGCUUCCAGGAGGCUGAGUACAAAUUCUUUGAGCAUCACUCCACUUGGGGGCAAGCCCAGCGUAUUUGCACGUGGUUCCAGGCUGAGUUGGUGUCCGUGCACAGCCAAGCGGAGCUGGACUUCCUAGGACACAGUCUGCAGAAGUUCUCCCGAGGGCAGGAGCAACACUGGUGGAUUGGCCUGCACACUUCUGAGAAUGACGGGCGAUUCAGAUGGACAGACAAAUCCAUCGUAAAUUUCAUCUCCUGGGCACCAGGGAAACCACGGCCCUUUGGCAAGGACAAGAAAUGUGUUUAUGUAACAGCCAGUCGAGAGGACUGGGGAGACCAGAGGUGUCUGACAGCCUUGCCAUACAUCUGUAAACGCAGCAAUAACACCAGUGAGAAGCCUCCCCUGGACCCGCCUCUCUCCCUCCUCCCUGGCGGCUGUCCCACUGGCUGGAACCAGUUCAUCAACAUGUGCUUCCGAAUCCAAGGCCACGACCCAGCAGAACGAGUUAAGUGGUCAGAGGCCCAGCAUAUAUGUGAACAGCAGGGAGCCCAGCUGGCCACUAUUGCUAACCCCCUGGAACAAGCCUUCGUCACAGCCAGCCUACUCAAUGUGACCUUUGACCUCUGGAUUGGCCUCCAUGCUACCCAGAAGGAGUUCCAGUGGGUGGGGCAAGAACCUAUGCUCUACGGGAACUGGGCACCUGGGGAGCCCUCAGGACAUAGCGACUCUACUAGUAGUGAAAAACCGACCAACUGUGUUGUCAUCGGGCACAGCUCCUCUCCCUAUUUCAUUGGACGCUGGGAUGACAGGAAUUGCCUAGAAGAGACACAUGGUUUCAUCUGCCAGAGGGGCACAGAUACUUCACUGAACCCCUCUCCAGAUGCCUUACCGCCUGCUCCGGGCACCGAGCUCUCCUACCACAAUAGUGUCUUCCGGCUACUGCAGAAGCCUCUUCGCUGGCACGAAGCCCUCCUGCUCUGUGAGAGCCUAAACACCAGCCUGGCUGAAGUGGACAACCCUUACACUCAGGCCUUCUUGACCCAGGCUACCCAUAGCCUGCACACCCCACUCUGGAUUGGGCUGUCAGAGGAGGAGGGCUCCCGACGUUACUCAUGGGUGUUAGAUGAACUCAGCUAUGCAAACUGGAAGGAUGGAGAGCCCCAGCUGCCCGGGGGCUGCGGCUACUUGGAUGUGGAUGGGACCUGGCGAACGACCAGCUGUGACACCAAACUUCAGGGGGCAGUGUGUGGGGUCAGGCAAGAAUUCCAACUCCCUCGAAAGGUGAGCCACUGUCCCCAUGCCCUGGCUGACUCAGCAUGGAUCCCCUUUCGGGAACACUGCUAUUCUUUCCACAUGGAGCUGAUGUUGGGCCACAAGGAGGCGCUGCAGCGCUGUCAGAAAGCGGGUGGUGCCAUCCUGUCUAUCAUGGAUGAGAUGGAGAAUGUUUUUGUCUGGGAACACAUGCAAAGUACAGAAGGACAAAGUGGAGGAGCCUGGCUAGGCAUGAACUUUAACCCCAAAGGGGGCACUUUGGUCUGGCAGGACAACACAGCUGUCAACUACUCAAACUGGGGUCCCCCAGGCUUGGGACCCAGUAUGCUCAGUCACAACAGCUGCUACUGGAUUCAGAGCAGCAGUGGCUUUUGGCGUCCUGGAGGGUGUACCAACAUCACCAUGGGUGUUGUCUGCAAGCUUCCCCAGGUUAAAGAGGGCAGUUUCUCCUCCUCAGUGCUCCAGGAGAACCCGACGGCCUUGGUGGUGGCGGUGCUGGCAGUCGUGGCUCUCCUGGUCCUCCUGGCUGUGGCCGCACUCUUGUACAAGCGACGGCGCAAUCCUGACCGAGGGGCCUUUGAGAGUGCCCGCUAUAGCCGCAGCUCCUCUGGCCCCGGGGAGGUGGCUGAGAAGAAUAUACUGGUGUCUGACAUGGAGAUGAAUGAGCAGCAGGACUAGAGCUUGGGGGCCGUGUCGGGGUGGGGCUGGGCGGGGGGCAGGGCAGGACCAGGGAAGGAUGAUUAGUGGGAGGCUGCCCAGCCUGUCUAGCUGUGUAAUGGGAGAGCUGAGCAGGGACUCUGGGACCUGGGAUGGGCUCUGGGCAAGCAGAGUGGAGUGGAGUGAGGAGUGGAGAGCUGGGCUGAGGGUGGCUGUUGAUUUUGCUGGACACAGCAUCGUGGGCUCCCCUUCUCAGGGGUGUGUGGAAUCCUGAGGGAAGCAGGAAAGGGGGUGGGGGUAGAUUGCUGCUCAGAGCCAGGGGCUUUGCCUAUCCUUUGUGCCUGUUUUCCCUUUAGUCACAGUCCUGGCUUCCCUGCUUACCCACUGUCACCUCUUUGGUCUACAAUGUCUUUGGCACCUUCUUCCUGGUUCCUCAGGCAGCUCUAAGUGACCUCUAUCCCUCCAGUCUCCCUGAUCCUUCCUGUUCUCCUUCCCUACCACAAACCCACUGUCACCUUCUAGUUGUAUCAAGUUUUAGGGGAGAGGGAGGCCUCCGUCUCUAUCUGGCCAGUCGCUGCUGGAUUUUCUGUAGGCCUGAUCCCUAGAAAUGGUGGAGCCACUCCUCUUGCCCUCCCACGUUUGAAUGGAGAAUCCUGGGGAAGGGAAGUGGGGAGAAGUUAGGAAGAAUGCCUGCUGGCCAGAGGCGCACUGACCCCUAGAACAUAGGCCUCUGUAGAACCCAGGGUUAGAAUGAUGGAUGGGGUAGCAAUGGAUUGAGCUGUCUGGGCAUGAGGCACAGCCCCUAUGACCAAGCAGCAGCCCAAGGUAGUAAUUUCUAUCUACUGGGAGUGGCCAACAUUGGGGGAGGGGUUGGGGGAGGGGGUUGCUGAGAGACCGACUGAAGGGACUGCUGCACUGGGCACCUUGAUCAGCUCCAAGCUGGCCGUCAAGCUGGGCUGAACUGAGCUGGAGGCAGCUCCUGCAGGUCGGGGGAGGGCCUCACUCUAGGGAACCAGUCCCCCAUGGGGACUGAAGUUUCUUAUCUUCUCCAUUCCUGGCUCUCAUGGCAGGUUUGGGGGUGGGCAGGUGGGGGAGGACAACAAUUCCACUAGUCCUGGGGGAGGGACUGGAGCGGGGCAUCAGAGAGGGCAGAGCUGGGUUUCUGUGAGGUUGAAGGUUCCAUGAUGAGAGCCCUGGACCCAUGCAUGGUGACCGACAUACGCUGUCUAGGGGAGCAGAGAGAAAUGGUUCCAGAGCUUACAGAAGAGAAGCUGGGGCCAGCUCAGCUCAGCUCAGCUCAGCUCAGCUCAGCUCAGGAGAUUCCAUCCAACUAUCUUUCAAAGUAUCAUUUGCAAGUGACAAGAAUCCCAGGAAGGCUCAAGCUGGGCCUGGUUACCAGGCACAGGACAAUGUGAACAUGGACUCAAGGACACGGUCACUUUUUUGUAGUUUUUAAUUUUUUAAAAAAGACAUUUCAUUGUUUCUUAAAAAAAAAUAAUAAAAGACCUUCAAGAGA